AUGAGACAACCGAUGGUGCGUCUAGUGCGACUGGGCCGGGUGCCGUAUACCGAAGUUCUGGCGCUGCAGGAGCAAUGGCUGAGGCAGCUGCAAACAGAGCCAGACACCGAGGCCCGACCGAGAAUUGAGGUGGGCGCGCUCCUUCUCAGCGAGCCCGCGGGGCCUGUGUACACAGCCGGGCUGCGCGGCGGCCUGACACCCGAGGAGGCGGCUCGGCUGCGGGCGUUAGGCGCCGAGGUGCGCGCUACCGGCCGCGGCGGCCUAGCCACCUUCCACGGCCCAGGUCAGCUGCUCUGCCAUCCGGUACUCGAUUUGCGGCGCUUAGGCCUGCGCCUGCGCACCUAUGUGGCGGCGCUGGAGGCGUGCGCUGUGCGCCUGUGCGAGCUCCAGGGCCUGCCGGCCGCCCGCGCGCGACCCCCACCCUAUACCGGCGUCUGGCUGGGUGAGCUCAAGAUUUGUGCGAUCGGAGUCCGCUGUGGAAGGCACAUCACAUCUCACGGCUUGGCUCUGAACUGUUGUACGGACCUGACGUGGUUUGAGCACAUUGUCCCCUGUGGGCUGGUGGGGACAGGUGUCACUUCCCUGAGUAAGGAGCUCCAGAGAUAUGUCACUGUGGAUGAAGUAAUGCCACCUUUCCUUGAGGCCUUUAAGGAGACCUACAAGUGCACACUGACUUCAGAGGACAGCCUCAACUGAAGGCCAUUGCUAUUACAGCCAGGAUGGCCCUGCCUUGGAAAGCAGCAAGCCUGACUUGGAAUCACGAAACCCAGGUUCUAGACCCAGCCCUGCCAUUCACUGGCCUUGAGAAAAGGGCAGGUCAUGAGUUCUGAGCCAUUGUUUCCAUAUGUAUUCAAGUUUAUUUAUCUCUUCUUCGCCUACCCCAGAGAUACUAGGUGUGAAAACCCUAUAAAAAGCAUCACACAUAUAUAAAUAUAAGAGAUUAUCAUUACUGUUGACAACAGUUUCUCAGUUUAGAGAAACUUACAUGUCAUAAAUUGUCAUUUCUCAAUUUUUACUACUUCCUUGAUACUAUAUCUAAUUGUGCAAACCUGGAUUCCAGUUCCUUUGAUGUGGUGGGCCUCAAAUCUCUGGAUGGCCUAGAUGAAUGUGAUGUGAUGUGGUGCUUUUUCAUCCUCAAGAGACCUUCUACAAUAAAGGGAACAGGGAAAAGUCUCUUCAAAGAAUAAAGUGGGAUCCUGUCUUCCUGGAUUAGA
Messenger RNA from Trichechus manatus latirostris (Florida manatee), 1214 nucleotides. RefSeq names its product lipoyl(octanoyl) transferase 2 (gene LIPT2). Gene Ontology annotation, biological process: protein lipoylation. NCBI's taxonomy places the organism in Eukaryota, Metazoa, Chordata, Mammalia, Sirenia, Trichechidae. The transcript is spliced from 2 exons. Gene Ontology annotation, molecular function: lipoyl(octanoyl) transferase activity. The coding region runs from base 1 to 696 and encodes 231 amino acids. Gene Ontology annotation, cellular component: mitochondrion. The record is from RefSeq and is a predicted model, not a curated record.